AUGCUUCUGACCAUAGCACUGUUGGCUGCUAUAUCUGCUGCCCCGCAGGAAUACAACCUACCAAAUUCCUCCGGGCCAUCCAUUAACUCAGGGGGUUGUGAUGGCGGACAAAUUCAACACGUGGAUGGCAGCUGUGUCACACCUCAAGUGAACAGUCGUGUGUUCUUGUAUGAUGUGCCACCAAAUCAAGCUUCUUCCAGUCGGCCAGCGAAUGUACCAAAACCUAAACUCGAACGAAAUAUUGUUUUCGUCAGACUUCCUGAUGGUGCUCAAGGACCAGAACCCAUCGUCGUUCCUCCUCCAAGGCAACAACACGUCUUGCUCGUCCUUAACAAGCAGUCGGAACAAGGUCAACAAGUGAUCGAGGUGCCAGCGCCACCACCAGCGGAUCCCGAAGUGUUCUUCGUGAACUACGCAGAAGGAGAGAAUCCAACUCUUCCUGGUGGAGUAGACCUCCAAACGGCUCUGAGUGCUGCCUCACAAGGUGACGGUCAAGUUGUGGGAGGUGGUGGUAUUGGAGGCCGUAUUGGAGGUGGAAUCGGUGGCGGUAUUGGAGGCGGAAGUGGAGGUGGUAUCGGAGGUGGUAUUGGAGGUGGAAGUGGAGGUGGCAACGCCGGCGGAAACAACAGUCCCACUGUGCCUUCCACCCUUUAUAGUGGGCCAUAG
Penaeus monodon (black tiger shrimp) is the source of this 666-nucleotide messenger RNA. RefSeq names its product translation initiation factor IF-2-like. The transcript is spliced from 2 exons. Lineage: Eukaryota; Metazoa; Arthropoda; Malacostraca; Decapoda; Penaeidae. Bases 1 to 666 code for a protein of 221 amino acids. The record is from RefSeq and is a predicted model, not a curated record.